AUGGAGACAGUAAAGAAGAUGAGAUUUAAAAGCUAUUUUAUCUUCCUAGUUAUGGUGUGCUCAAGGAAACUCUUUGCAGAAGAUACACCUUGUGAUUUGCCACAGAUAGAAAAUGGAAACCUUCCCCAGUACUAUUACAGUUUCAAAAGUUACUAUUUCCCUAUGCAUAAAGGAAAAAAGCUCUCCUAUUCUUGCGUGGUUGGUUACACAACUGAAAGUGGGACUCAAGAUGGAAGAAUAACUUGUACAGCAAAAGGAUGGUCUCCAGUGCCUCGAUGUUACAGAAAAUGCACCAAGCCUCUUUUGGAAAAUGGCUCUUUUUACAGCACAGAAAUGGACUUCAAAAUCCAUGAGAAACUGCAAUACAAAUGUAAUCCAGGUUACCUUACCCCAGGUGGUGCUGCUGAAGAUACAGUGCAGUGUCAGCCACGAGGAUGGUCUUCCCAGCCAAGCUGUACCAAAACACUUGGGCGGUGCCAGGUGCCGCGGCUGGAGCACGGCAGCUAUGCAGACACGGCGCGGGAGGUGCGGCGGAACGGCACCGUGCGCUACCGCUGCCGGCCGGGAUUCCGCUCCGCCACCGGGAGCGCCGCCGCCACCGCGCUGUGCCUCCCCCACGGAUGGGAUCUGCCCCCACGCUGCACCAGGAUAACCUGCUCCGCUUUGAGUGAAGUAGCUCAUGGAGGUUUCUAUCCUGUGAAGAAAAGCUAUGAAGAAGGAGAUGUAGUUCACUUUUUCUGUGACAAACAUUAUUCUGUCACUGGAUUUGAUUUAAUUCAGUGCUAUAAUUUUGGGUGGUAUCCAGACCCUCCAGUGUGUGAAGAUGUAAAAAAUAAAUGUCCUCCACCACCACUCCCUCAUGGCCAUAUCAGCACAGCCAGAAGAACAUAUCAUAAUGGAGACAAAGUUAAUGUACAGUGCACCUUGGGAAGGAGAGGAUCUGAGGAAAUCCAGUGUGAAGGAGGAAAAUGGACAUCACCCUCUAUCUGUAUUGGAGCUGUGGAUAACCAGGAAUCUGGGACAGCACCACCACUACUCGAGGCAGAUGCAGAAAAAAGGGCAAACCAAACACAUCACAAUGAAGAUUUGAAAAUGCAGCAAGACUGUGCCUCUCCACCUGUGGUUAAAAAUGGUGCUGUCCUGGGCCCAGUACUGGCAAGUUACAAAAAUGGUUCCUGGGUAGAAUAUGUUUGUCAGUAUUACCACAUUUUGGAUGGGCCCAGUACUGUUUAUUGUCACCAAGGAAACUGGACAGAACAACCAACCUGUUUAGAACCAUGUACUCUGAAUGUAACUGAUAUGGACAGCAACAACUUAACACUGAAAUGGAGACGGGAAGAAUUAGUUUUCCUCCAUGGAGAUCUCAUAGAGUUUGAAUGUAAACAGGGAUUUAGUUUUCUCCAGACUGCCAUUCCAUCUCCUGGGAGGACACAGUGUGACCAAGGCAGACUGAAUUAUCCAAAAUGUGUUAUUCAAGCUGCUACAGAAAAAUGUGGCUCUCCACCCUCUAUUGCAAAUGGAGCUCUGACUGUCCCAGCACUGCCCCAGUAUGACAGUGGCUCUUCAGUUCAGUAUAUUUGCUCUGAGUAUCAUUUUUUGCAAGGCUCUGAGAGAAUCCACUGCUCUGAAGGACAAUGGACCUCACCUCCAGUUUGUAUAGAGCCGUGUACUUUAUCAAAAACUGAAAUGGAAAAAAAUAAUGUGCUGCUACAAGCAUUCUAUGCAGAUCAAGUUUACUUUUACCACGGGGAUUAUGUUGGAUUUUACUGCAAACAGAACCAUUUUGGAGCAGAAUCUGGCACAACUUUAUUUCAAGUACAGUGUGAGAGAGGACAGCUGGCAUAUCCAAGGUGUGUUGAAAGAGAAAAGCAAGUAUGGACUUGAGGAAAGGCCAUAGGAAAGGUAUGUAUGUGUUCUUUAUCUCUUAUUAGCAGGUGAAUUAGGGUGGCCUCGUGUUCUCCAGGCUGCUCCACUCAGCUUUGGGAAUUGAGUGUUGAGUCUGAGCUGCAGGGGGAUGGAAGGGGAAGGCCUUUGUGGGAUGAGGAUGAGCAGUGCAGCACAGGGAUGCAAUAUUGGCAUACACAUUGAAAAAGCUGCAGGAAGGACUUGUACACCUUAACAGCACUCCUUCUCCCUUCACAGGUAAGGAGCCUCUAAAGGACUGACCUUGAGGAACAAUAUAAAAGAGCAAAUAUAAAAAAGUUUUUAAGGGAUCUGUAAAACUACUUAAAACCUAGAAGUAUACAAAUUGACUGAAAAGUUUGGGGUUUUUUUAACUAUUUUAAGAAUAUUAAAAUGCAAGUACCUGGUAUGAUUUCCUAUAUACUUAAAUAUUGAUACUCUUGAGGCUCUGCCUGAGAACAAGUGUGCCUACAACUAUGAAGAAAAUCCAGGAAUGUGGACAAAGUUUGCCUUGCAUCCAUUUUAGUCUGGUUUAAUAAAAAAGCCACUCUAAGGG
Melospiza georgiana is the source of this 2458-nucleotide messenger RNA. RefSeq names its product coagulation factor XIII B chain-like. The coding region runs from base 1 to 1884 and encodes 627 amino acids. The transcript is spliced from 11 exons. NCBI's taxonomy places the organism in Eukaryota, Metazoa, Chordata, Aves, Passeriformes, Passerellidae. The record is from RefSeq and is a predicted model, not a curated record.